Messenger RNA from Zea mays, 2081 nucleotides. RefSeq names its product NAC domain-containing protein 10. Gene Ontology annotation, molecular function: DNA binding. Bases 1026 to 1766 code for a protein of 246 amino acids. Lineage: Eukaryota; Viridiplantae; Streptophyta; Magnoliopsida; Poales; Poaceae. The transcript has 3 exons. The record is from RefSeq and is a predicted model, not a curated record. Gene Ontology annotation, biological process: regulation of DNA-templated transcription.
CCCGGGGCGCCAGCCAGCGGGAGGGAGAGAGAGAGGACAAAGGCGACGACUUUUGCGGCGCCUCCACCUCCCUGUGCGUCUGUAGCGCCGCGGCACGAGGGACGUCGGGUAGCCAACUUUCGGGGUUCCCUUUUUGGAAGCGGCGUGCUAGACAAGCUGCAAGCAAGGUCGCGAGGUGAAUGUGGGGGAUCCAAUGCUGGUAGGCGGCGCGUCGUCGAUCGGGUGAAGUGUGAGGUGAGGACUGAGGGAGGAGGGCGGUGGCCAUGGCGUGGAAGCUUCUCCCUUGUGUGCUCCCUCCCGUUCGGAAAGGCGGCGAGAGGCCCACGACCACGACGACGAGUCGAGGCGGAAAAAGGCAGGCGGAGGAGGGCAGAGGAAGGAAGAGAGCAGGCGCAAGCAAAGCCAAGCCCGGAAAGGAACCGCACCCGACCGUACCUUGGGAACCGAGGCCGAUAGAUAGGGCACUGAACUCAACCAUCGGGUCCGAGAGACGUUGUUGCCCUUGGCCACUGCUCUUGACCGAGAUGCAGUAUACUACUACCACUCCGAUAGCACUUGGUACAGUAGUGGAGCACAGCAAGACUACUCAUCUCUGUAAAUGCAAGCUUCAAAUUGAAAUUAUUCACCGUUUUUUUUUAAAAAAAAGCAGCCUUGUAGGAGCACAGCAAGACUACUCCAAUCCAAAUCCAAAAAGAGAGACAAAAAAAAAAUGAAUAGGAAGAGACGGGCACGGGCAGGGCAGUUGAGUUUGGGCGGAGUUCAAUUGAUAGAGUCCAGCUUACGCCACCGCCGCUACCCCUAUAAAACGGCGGAGCCGACGGCCCCUUCUUUUCCUCUCCUCCAUAACCACGAGCCAAGCGCGACGGAUCCCAAUCCAUCUUCUCCUCAUCCCCACCACGACCAAAAAAAAAUCCGGUCGCCGAUGCCGUCUGCUGCCUGACAUCGGUCAGCCAGGGUAGAUCGCGCAGGCAGGCAGCCCCACACACAUACGAAACCCAAUCCUGCUUCGAUCCCGUCGGCCGGCGAUGGAGGGCCGGCGGCCGGGCGCGCCCGUGGCGGGCCUGCCCAUCGGCUUCCGCUUCCGCCCCACCGACGAGGAGCUGCUGCUGCACUACCUCCGCCGCAAGGCGCUGGCCUGCCCGCUCCCCGCCGGCGUCAUCCCCGACGCCGACCUCGCGCGCCUCCACCCGUGGGACCUCCUCCCCGCCGCCGCACCAGGGGGAUCCGGAGCCGACGCCGACGGGGAGCGCUUCUUCUUCCACCGCCCGGCGACGCAGUGCUGGCGCAAGGGCGGCGGCGCGGCCAGGGCGGCCGGCACCGGCGUCUGGAGGCCGUCCGGCAAGGAGACCCUCGUCCUGUCCCCGCGCUGCAAGCGCCCCGUCGGCACCAAGCGGACGCUCGUAUUCUGCCCCCGCCGCGGCCGCGCCCGCACCCACUGGGCCAUGCACGAGUACCGCCUCCUCCCCGCCGGCCUCCACCCCUAUGGCUGCGCCGCCGGCGCCGGCGCCAACGCGCCUCCGCCCACUAAUGUGAGCUCCCACGGCGGCGACGCGGCGGCCGACUGGGUGGUCUGCCGCAUUUUCAGGAGGGCCAGGCCGGCCCACCGCGCCCGCCUUGGUGGUGGCGCCAGGGAGGAACUAGAAGAGGAGCACGCGGCGGAGGAGAGCCCGUCGUCCUGCGUCACCGACGCCUCCGAGACCCUCGACCAGGAAGAGGAUGACGGCGACGAAGGGAGCAGCAGCAGCACCGUCGCCUCCUCUAACUGAGACUGAGUAGAAGAGUUGGCUACCCCAUGUCGAUCAGAUCGCGGGCGCCAUGUUCUAAUUGCCGUAGAAGCCUCAUCAUCAGUACCUAGUUGCAAUCAAUAGAGAGACAAGAAGAUCGGCCUCCAACAAACCAACAAAAAAAAAGCUAAGCGCUUUGGUGGUAUGUUGCUGUUGGAGCUCGUCGCGAAUCCAGAUUGUUAAUUAGCGAGAAAUUAAUCCGUUCCCCCCUCCGGCAAUUAUUAAUUAAUCACCGUUCCCUGGUUCUCCCACAAUGUGUUGCUCAUUCGUCGAAGCAAAACAAUGCCAUUCGCCCAA